Nylanderia fulva is the source of this 613-nucleotide messenger RNA. Lineage: Eukaryota; Metazoa; Arthropoda; Insecta; Hymenoptera; Formicidae. The record is from RefSeq and is a predicted model, not a curated record.
UAUCUCUUAUCUAAGGUGUGAUUCAGUACGCCUUACUUAGACCUGCGGUAUAGUUAACUGCGAAAACGAAGCUUGUGUUUCUUUUUUUUCCAGUGUGCAUCAAUAUUUUUCGGGAAAAAUGUAUUCGAAAAAGUUUAUGUGCUACUUAGCUAUCGCUUUACUUCUGAUGGGCAUAUUCAUGGAAGAGGUCGAAGCGAGGCGCAAAAUUUUGAGGGGUCGAAAGACAAUAACCAGGCGUUACUACAGGGGUACAGCUAUACCUGCUUGGGCCAUAGUGGUUUUGACAGGCUUCGGCAUGUUACUGCUCGGUGCUGGACUUUAUGCGAUAUUGCAAAAAUUCGUGGUCGACGUCGCCGACACCGGAGAGAGCAACUCCUAUCAACCCGCGUUGCAAAUCGAAAGUUGAAUUAAUUUUCGACAACGUCAAAGAUAAACUUCUUACUCUCUUACUUCACAUUACAAAUUAUGUAACGUAGAAUUUUAUAAAUGUUUUUUCUUUUUGUAGAAAGUGUAUUUUUACUUUAUUAUAUUUCUGAGAUAAUUAUAUUCUGAUUAUUUUGUUAGAAUUUUCUUAUGCGAUAUACAUACAUAUAUAAAAAUGUUUGAAAUAUUA